ACAAACCCUAUUAAAAUCUCAAACACUAAUACGAUCAUAUACACUACCAAAAUCUCAAGCAACAAAACCCUUGAAAAAACCUCCACAACACAAUACAAACACUCAAAACUCCGAAGUCCAUUUCUUUUUGCAAUGCCGACAAAACCCAUUUAGAGAGAAACAAAAAUGGAAGAUGAGGGAAUUGAAGCUGUGUUGGCCAAAGCCAUAGACUUGAGAUUAAAGAUCAGUAAUUGCAUCCAUAGAGCAACCACCACCAGCAUUACCAGCAACAAAAAGACUCCAUCUUUCGAGGAAGAGGAGCAAGAAAGUGAGGGUCUUGGAGAGAAAGGAUGGAAGAAAAAGAGUCCUGAGAAUUCAGAAUUUCUUGAUGGGGUUUCAUUGAGUGAAGCAGAGGAAGGAGAGGAUGACGAGACCGAGAGGCUUUUGCUCAUCCGUGAUGCUUUUGAGUCCCUUGAGAGCCAGCUCUCUAACUUGCAGGCUCUGCAGCAGCAGCAACAUUAUGAAAAGGAAGUUGCCCUUAGUGAGAUUGAACAUAGCCGCAAGAUAUUAUUGGAUAAGCUUAAGGAGUACAGAGGGGAAGACUUGGAAGUAAUAAAGGAAGCCUCUGCAUUUGCUGGGGAAACAGUGGAGCACAACAAUGACCUCUUGCUUCCUCCUUAUCCCAGCCGCCAUCCACAGUCCCUGGUUUUAAACAGUCGAUAUCUGUAUCACUUUCCUUCCACACGCAAUUCCAAUGGAAUAAUCGCUGGUGAAGCGAAGAGGCAUCUGGAUGAGCCAGAAGGCAAUCAAGCACAAACUGCAUCCAAAAACUCAAGAAAAGGAUUGGGACAUUUCAUAAGUGCAGCAGCCAAGACCGUGAUUACCCUUGUUGGAGUAAUUUCAGUGUUAAGCUUGGCAGGUUUUGGACCAAGCAUUGGGAAAAAAGGUGCUCCUCUUAAGGUUUUGGGCUUGUUUCAGCAACCAGCACUUGAAGAGAGGAAAGAAGCCGUUCAAUGCCCACCUGGGAGAAUUCUUGUGCUGGAAGAUGGUGAAGCCCGGUGUGUUGUGAAAGGAAGGGUGGCAGUUCCUUUUAAUUCAUUGGUAGGAAAGCCUGAUGUAAACUAUGGGAGUGGUUAGUUUCAUCUGGUGUCUAUCUUUAUUCUCUCUUUUUGAAAGUUUUGUAGAUUAAUUGUCUAGCGUUUGUACAGUACCUUUUUCAUUAUAAAGUGAAGAAAGAGUUUGCGUCA
This is a messenger RNA of Populus trichocarpa (black cottonwood), 1226 nucleotides long. RefSeq names its product plastid division protein PDV2. The transcript is spliced from 2 exons. The coding region runs from base 166 to 1116 and encodes 316 amino acids. Lineage: Eukaryota; Viridiplantae; Streptophyta; Magnoliopsida; Malpighiales; Salicaceae. Gene Ontology annotation, biological process: chloroplast fission. The record is from RefSeq and is a predicted model, not a curated record.